Thamnophis sirtalis is the source of this 2511-nucleotide messenger RNA. It is a transcript of the gene DBH, whose product is annotated as dopamine beta-hydroxylase. Lineage: Eukaryota; Metazoa; Chordata; Lepidosauria; Squamata; Natricidae. Gene Ontology annotation, biological process: norepinephrine biosynthetic process; dopamine catabolic process; octopamine biosynthetic process. The record is from RefSeq and is a predicted model, not a curated record. Gene Ontology annotation, cellular component: secretory granule membrane. Gene Ontology annotation, molecular function: dopamine beta-monooxygenase activity; copper ion binding.
AUGCCAAGCUCUGGGAGGCGGCCGAAGGGAGAUGCCUGCCUGGUGCUCAAGGUCCGGGAAGCAGCAUCCCUGUACUUCUCCCUGCUCGCUGUCUUCUUGGUUCUUCUGGUGAUGGCCCUCCAAGGCACAGAGCGAAGAGAGAACUUCCCAUACAAGGUGCCCCUGGACCCUCAGGGCCUCCUGGAGCUCUCCUGGAACAUCAGCUACCACCUGGAGGAGGUGCAUUUCCGGAUUGUGGCCAAGGAGCUGAAAUAUGGCUUUCUCUUUGGCAUGUCAGACCGUGGUAGCUUUCAGGAGGCAGAUCUGGCUGUCCUAUGGAGCGAUGGGGUCCAGUUCUAUUUUGCGGAUGCCUGGAGUGACCAAGGCACACAGCUGCACAUGGACGCCCAGCAGAACUACCAUCUUCUGACGGCACAGAGAAUUGGCGGUGGGCUCUCCCUCCUCUUCAAGAGGCCCUUUGCCACCUGUGAUCCAAAGGAUUAUCUGAUUGAGGAUGGAACUGUGCAUCUCAUUUACGGCAUUUUGGAGAAACCAGCUCCGUCUCUCGAAGCCAUCAAUAUUUCUGCUCUGCUCCGGAAGGGACUGCAGCGGGUGCAACUUCUAAAGCCCAAGAUCCGAGUUCCCCCACUGCCUGGGGACCUGAAGACCAUGGAGAUCCGAGUCCCAGACGUGACCAUUCCUCACCAGGAGACCACAUACUGGUGUUACAUGAUCAAACUUCCGGAUGGCUUUGAAAAGCAUCAUAUUGUCAUGUAUGAGCCGGUGGUCACAGGUGGCAAUGAAGCCCUGGUGCAUCACAUGGAGGUCUUCCAGUGCAGCCCCCACUUCCCAGCCUUCCCCCACUACAGUGGCCCUUGCCACUCCGAGAUGAAGCCGCAGCGCCUGAAUUUCUGUCGGCACGUCUUGGCUGCCUGGGCGAUGGGUGCGCAGGCCUUUUACUACCCCAAAGACGCAGGGCUCGCCUUUGGGGGUCCCGGCUCCUCCAAAUAUUUGCGCCUGGAAGUCCACUACCACAAUCCCCUGCUGUUGGAAGGCCAUCACGACUCCUCCGGAAUCCGACUCCAUUACACGGCCUCCCUCCGACAGUAUGAUGCAGGGAUCAUGGAGCUGGGCCUGGUCUACACGCCCGUGAUGGCAAUUCCCCCUGGCGAAAGCCAUUUCUUCCUCACCGGCUACUGCUCGGACAAGUGCACCCAGCUGGCUUUGCCACCUGACGGGAUCCACAUCUUUGCUUCUCAGCUCCACACCCACCUGGCUGGGAGAAGCGUGGUGACCACGCUGUCCCACGAAGGGAGAGACUGGGAAAUUGUCAACAGGGACAGGCACUACAGCCCUCACUUCCAGGAGAUCCGCAUGCUGAAGAAGGAGGUCUCCGUCUACCCGGGCGAUGUGCUGAGAACCACCUGCAUGUACAACACAGAAGACAGGAAUGAGACGACAGUGGGAGGAUUUGGAAUCAUGGAAGAGAUGUGUGUCAACUACGUCCAUUACUACCCCCAGACGGAGCUGGAGCUGUGCAAAAGUGCCAUCGACCCGGGAUACCUGCACCGCUAUUUUCAGCUUCUGGACAGAUUCAACGAUGAAGACAUCUGCACAUGCCCAGACACCUCAGUCACCAGGCAGUUUUCUUCCGUCUCUUGGAACCUGUUCAGCAGAGAAGUCCUCAGAGCCCUUUAUGACUCUGCUCCAAUUUCCAUGCACUGCAAUAAAUCCUCAGCUGUCCGAUUUCCGGGUGAAUGGGAAAAGCAACCUUUACCGAAAAUCACCCAAGUAUUGCCCACGCCAGCGCCUGCUCACUGUGAAGACCAUAGUCCUCUGGCCCCCACCCGCCUCAAGUUAGCAAGGGCUCAGUGAGGCUGCCUCUCUCGUCCCUCCUCAGCUCUGCUGUGUUGAUCUGGAAGGCUUUGCUUAGGGAGGAGAGGAGGUUCUCCUGCUUGAGCCAGGAGACCUUCCAGUUGUAUUCUAAAAUUUUAAGGUGCCAUGGACAGUAGCCUUCCUUCUAGCAGCUGUGCUCCCUGAGCAGCCAAGGAAGGGCUCUGAUCUGCAGUCAACUGGAUUUUGCCUGUCCUGCCUUGGAAAUCAUUGGGGAUGCCUGCAGCGCUUAAGACGGAGUGGGAAUUCCAGCCUCUUCCAGCUCAGAUGCUGCAGAUGGGCACACGUGCUCCUCCCCUCAUUCCAGAAGGAUGUUCUCAGGCAUUCCCACCUGUGGCUCUUGCCUGCCUCCCACCCCUGUUCCUGCUUCCUGGAAUUCCUUCACGCACCUGCAGAUGCCUUGGCCGUCUUCUCCUUCCCUCUUUCUCAGAUAGUUUGCUUUCCCCUCGCAAUUGACUCCAGAAUCACAUUCCAAUAAAGGCAGUGAUCAAGGUGUCUUCAGCUGUCCAUUGUUUCAUCAUCUGCAUAACUGGCAAGCACUUUUGAAAGCGGAGAAAUACAUUUCAAACAUGGCCCUGUUGGAACAAAUGUCCUUCUGGGUUCAGUUCAGUUUCAGUGGGGAAAAAGACACUGGAAACA